Messenger RNA from Maylandia zebra (zebra mbuna), 2680 nucleotides. RefSeq names its product 5-hydroxytryptamine (serotonin) receptor 1B (gene htr1b). Gene Ontology annotation, cellular component: plasma membrane. Gene Ontology annotation, molecular function: G protein-coupled serotonin receptor activity. NCBI's taxonomy places the organism in Eukaryota, Metazoa, Chordata, Actinopteri, Cichliformes, Cichlidae. The record is from RefSeq and is a predicted model, not a curated record. Gene Ontology annotation, biological process: chemical synaptic transmission; positive regulation of MAPK cascade; vasoconstriction.
GCAAAGGCAUAGCUCUCGAGAACCUCUGCCCUACAUGUGGAUUAUUUGUGACAUCCUCCCAGAUGUUGGGUUAUCAGGGCGCACUGCUCAACAUUUAUGCACAAUACUUUUUAUUUGUUGCGUGCUUCCACAGUUAGGAAGUUUUCUUUUCAUGGCUAAAACCCGGAGAAGUUUUCAUUUCUGCGAUGAAUGGAUACUUGCCUCCAUAUUUCGACAUCUGCGCAUUAAAAUCUGAUGUAAGAUGAAAAAAUGAAGAAGAAAAGAGUGAGUUUUUCUGUUUCCACUGUGCCACUACUCUGAACGCAUGGCACGGAUGAGGCAACGCUAACGACAUCAGACAUCAGAGGGUGCAAAUAAAAUAUGAUAAAAGUGACUAAAAGUUAUGGAGCUCUCGGGUCAAGUCGAGCCAACUCAGCCGGUCAACACCACAAACGACAGUUUUACUACAAAUUCAUCCAUUGUGGAUGAGAGCGCAGAGAGUCUCGCCUAUCAGAUCAGCUUGGCUGUGAUUCUCUCGAUUAUCACACUCGCCACCACUUUAUCCAAUGCCUUUGUCAUCGCAACGAUUUCCCAGUCGAAGAAGCUGCAAACUCCCGCAAACUUUCUGAUCGCCUCUCUGGCCGUCACUGACCUGCUGGUGUCUAUCCUAGUGAUGCCCAUCUGCGUCCUGUACACCGUGAUCCACACUUGGACGCUCGGACAAAUAGUUUGCGACAUCUGGCUCUCCUCGGACAUAACGUGUUGCACUGCGUCCAUCCUCCAUCUGUGCGUAAUCGCUUUGGAUAGGUACUGGGCCAUCACUGACGCAGUGGAGUACUCUAAAAAGCGCACAACGGGAAGAGCGGCAGGGAUGGUGGCCACAGCCUGGGUCAUCGCCAUCUCCAUCUCCCUCCCGCCUCUCUUCUGGAGACAGGUGAAAGCGGAUGAAUUAACAAGCUGUAGCGUCAACACAGAUCACAUUUUCUACACCAUUUACUCCACUUUUGGGGCUUUCUACAUCCCAACCUUGCUCCUCAUUGUCCUCUACGGACGGAUAUACGUGGAGGCUCGGAAAAGGAUCCUGAAGCAGUCCCCGAAGAAGGUUGGGAAGAGACUAACAUCGGCUCACCUGGUCUCCAACUCCCCUGGGUCCGCGGCGUCCACUAGCUCUCUGCAGUGCGGGAGACACGACGCUCCGUCCAGCGACACCGGGUCUUCAACGAGCGAGAACCAGGUGAAAGUGACGUUGUCCGAUGCGGUUUUGGAGAAAAAGAGAAUUUCAGCAGCAAGAGAACGAAAAGCGACGAAGACUCUGGGGAUAAUCCUCGGCGCUUAUAUUAUUUGCUGGCUUCCGUUUUUCAUCUACACGUUGCUGGUGGCAACAUGUGACACAUGUUUUAACCCCGAGUUAUUUGACUUUUUCACCUGGCUGGGAUAUCUCAAUUCCCUCAUCAACCCGAUCAUAUACACCAUGUCAAACGAGGACUUCAAAAAAGCUUUUCACAAACUCACGCGCUUCAGAUGUUGCAGGCUGUGAGCUGCAGCACCUCCGGUUACUGACAACUUUUGUUUAUGUGUCUAUUUUCUUAUAUGAACUUCUGAAACAAGAAUCCUUCAAAUAAUAAGCUCUCUGUGACUCACAGGCAUUAUGAGGAUGUGAAAAUGGGACUUUUUUCAUUUGAAUCGGGAUGGAGAUGAAAAAAAAUGCCAGUUUUAUUGAACAAAAAAAGAAAAAGUGGUGAGAAAUUGUUCUACAUAAAAGGCAUAGUUGUAAAAAAUAUUUCCAUUAUCUAAAUACAUUAAAAAAAAAUUCUAAUUCAAUGAAGCCAUGAUGAGGAGAAAUGCCAAUUUAGAAAAAAGUAAAAAAAAAAAAAAGAAGCUUGUUUUUAUUUACAAAAGACCUGAUUUAGUAUUUAAUACAAAGAGAAAUCAUUUGUGAAGAUAGGCAUUUUGCACAUUGAGGGUGGUGGUGGGAAACUUCUAAUUUUUUUGACACUGCUUCACUUUAACCUUUCACAUAUCAGUUAAGUGAUGGAUUAUUCUGUGUGGAUUCCUAUUUGGCUGGUAAAGUAUGUUAAUGCAGUGCAUAGCACUUACUCCCAUGAUGCCUGACCCAUUAAUGUGAAUAAGCAGCAGAAAUCAGGAGCAACAGACAUGAUUUUGAAUUCAUAAAUACCUUUUGGAUAAAUGACCCUGGAUAAUUUUUUUUGGGAUUAUGUGAAUACCUGAAAGCAAGGUUGCCGGUUCAGUUAUAUGUCUAUGUAUGCUGAAAAUAACCAUAGGUUUAUAUUUUGAUCAUAGUCUUGGGCCGCUCGAUGCUGUGGUUAUCUUUGUUUAGAAAGGCACACCCAUGCAGUUGAAAGGAAGAGUGAGAAGUCUGCUUUCCUUCUGGGGCUUUAAGAAAAGCUUCAUCUGCAGCUGAUAUUAAUGCAGCAAAGCUGAUGAUCACUCAUAAUAAAUUCAAUUCUGCUGAACAAACUUAAUCUUGUUUAACUGUGCAUGGGUGGGCCUGUUUUCUGCCACAUUCAGUCUGUUUCUUCAGUAUGUCCUGUUCGUGUGUCACAUGGUUUCCCCAUCUUAUGGCCGCAUAGAGUGAUCUGAAUUGUAGAAUCUGGCUUGCAGAGCUACAUAAAAAAUGCUGAAGAUCUGCCAGCAUAAAAUGAAAACAAAGUUUGUUGCUCUAGUAUUUGUUCUCAUUCAG